Cladocopium goreaui is the source of this 261-nucleotide messenger RNA. The record is from the annotation of a GenBank genome assembly. Lineage: Eukaryota; Dinophyceae; Suessiales; Symbiodiniaceae.
AUGCAGAACACAUUUGAGGCGAGUGCAUAUCGGGUCUACAGGGAGUCAGGUCAGCUUUUUGCCGUCGCAGCACCAGCAUUUGGUGGCGGACUAAGCGGUGUACAGAAGGAGAUGAAGGCUCAUGGUCUCAUUGCAGGUGAAGUCAUCCGGUGUGGUACUCAAUUAUGCUUUGUGUCAAACUAUGUCAAACUGGGUGCGACAUGUCCAAGGAUCUGUAAUGAUCUUCAAGAGACCUUUCAACAUUUUCAACAGAAUGCCUAG